CCGGACGGAGCUGGGGCAGGCACAAGCAUGCGUGCGGGGCUCGGGCAGGCCUUGCGGGGGCUGCUGCUGCUCUCGGCUCGGAGCUGCUCCUGCUCCUGCUCCGGAGCGGGGAGGAGGAGGCGGCUGGUGCAGCCGCUGCCGCGCUGCAGCUGGCUCAGCACCAUGGCCCAGUGCAGCACGGAGCAGCGGGGGCGGCCCCACUCGCCCCAGUACCGCCUCUACUUUAAGAAUGCGGAGGGUAAAUAUAUUUCCCCGUUUCAUGACAUUCCUCUGUUUGCUGGAUCUAAAGAGGAUAAGGAGGUUCCUGCGAAGAGAUCAAAGACUAAUGGAAGUGAGACUGGUCUUCCAAAGAAGCCACCACCCAGCAGAGCUGGUGAAACUGUAGUGUUUAACAUGGUUGUAGAAGUGCCUCGCUGGUCAAAUGCUAAAAUGGAGAUUGCCACCAAGGAACCAUUGAAUCCCAUUAAACAAGAUAUAAAGAGAGGCAAGCUUCGAUAUGUGGCCAAUAUCUUUCCUCACAAGGGUUAUAUAUGGAAUUAUGGUGCCCUCCCUCAGACUUGGGAAGAUCCACACCAUAAAGAUAAGGAUACAGGAUGCUGUGGUGAUAAUGAUCCCAUUGAUGUGUGUGAAAUAGGCACAAAGAUACCUACAGAUAUUGAUGAUGUCAAGAAACACAAACCGGGUUAUCUUGAGGCUACCGCUGAGUGGUUCCGAUUAUAUAAGGUCCCAGAUGACAAACCGGAAAAUCAGUUUGCUUUUAAUGGAGAGUUUAAAGACAAGGAUUUUGCUGUUGGAAUUAUUAAAUCCACCCAUGAAUACUGGAAAGCUUUGCUUCAUAAAAAGGCUGACAGAGGUGCUAUAGAAUGUACGAAUGUUUUGGUGCAUGACAGCCCCUUUUGUUGCAGUGAAGAGGAUGCCAGGUUAAUUGUGCAAUCAGCACCACCUCCUGCGAGUGGAGAUUCUGUUUCUGCAGAAGUUGAUGUGUGGCACUUUCUUAACAAGUGAUCAUCGGAAUGUUCUGAAGUCACAUCAUCAAAUCUUAAAUCAUCCCUUUUUUCCUGAGUUUUGAAGACAGGCUUGGUUCCUAAUUGCUGGGUUCCUGUUGGAACAACUUUUCAAGUAACAUAAACCCUCUAUCAUGUAAAUAAACUGAUAUUUUUAAAUUG
Molecule: messenger RNA, 1166 nt
Organism: Terrapene triunguis (Three-toed box turtle)
Lineage: Eukaryota; Metazoa; Chordata; Testudines; Emydidae
Gene: PPA2
Product: inorganic pyrophosphatase 2
Exons: 12
Coding region: 28-1005 (325 amino acids)
Biological process (GO): phosphate-containing compound metabolic process
Cellular component (GO): cytoplasm
Molecular function (GO): inorganic diphosphate phosphatase activity; magnesium ion binding
Source: RefSeq, a predicted model, not a curated record